This is a messenger RNA of Pararge aegeria (speckled wood butterfly), 810 nucleotides long. RefSeq lists its product as uncharacterized. The record is from RefSeq and is a predicted model, not a curated record. NCBI's taxonomy places the organism in Eukaryota, Metazoa, Arthropoda, Insecta, Lepidoptera, Nymphalidae. The coding region runs from base 1 to 810 and encodes 269 amino acids. The transcript has a single exon.
AUGGAUUACAUCACCAAAGAUCUUCAAAAACCGGUACCAUGGACAAUUUUAUAUGCAGAUGAUGUAGUUUUAGUGGAAGAAUCAUUGCCAGAACUUCAAAAAACCCUAGAAGCAUGGCGAGAGGGAUUGGAAAGCAGAGUAAGCCGACAAAAAACCGAAUACAUGCUUUGCAAUUUCUCUAAUAUCAAUGCAAAUAUCCAGUCACCACCUACAAUAGACGGCAGACCUUUGAACCAAGUUGACAGUUUCAAAUAUCUAGGCUCCGUUAUAAACACGAGAGCAAAUACCGAAGAUGUUAUUCAAAGCAGAAUCAACACAGGAUGGCUCAAAUGGAGGUCCCUUACUGGUGUUCUUUGUGAUGCGAAACUGCCAAUUAAAGUGAAAGGCACCGUGUACAAAAGAGCUGUACGGUCAGCACUGCUAUAUGGGUCCGAAUGCUGGGGAAUGAGGAAGAGUGACGAACAGAAAAUACAUGUUACUGAAAUGAAGAUGUUGCGCUGGGCUGGGGGCAUUACAAGAUUGGACAAAAUUCGGAAUGAGUUCAUUCGAGGCUCUUUUAAACUUGCGGAAGUACAGCAUAAGAUGCAGGAGAGCCGAUUACGCUGGUACGGGCAUGUAAUGCGUAGAGACAAAAGCCACAUGACGCAGCGAGUAAUGGCUAUAGAUGAAGGCAAAAGAGGUAGAGGUCGCCCACUUACCACCUGGACUAGAACCGUUUUCAAUGACAUGAAAACUCUGGGCCUAACACCAGAAAUGACACAAGACCGUAUUAAAUGGCGGACAAGUAUCAAGAGGGCCGACCCCAAAUAG